CCUCCGGGCGGUCGCCACGCACACCAGUGAGGCUCUGGGGGCCGAGGCGACACGCCGAGCGAGCGUGGGAGGCACGGUAGGCGGUUGCUUCGGUGGAGCGAGGGAUGGACCCACAGACGGCGGGCCCCGGGCACGACGGCGCGCGGGAGCCGCGGGGCUCAAGUUCGAGAAGCGGUGGCGCGGUGCGGGAGGAAAAGCGGCCGAGCUGAGCUGUGCGGAGCAAAGUUGUGCGCCGCCGGGGGGGAGGGGAGAGGCGGGCGGGAUGGCGGAGCACGCGGCGGGGACCGAGAGACGGGAGCCAGGGAACCGCGGGGGGCGCCCGGCCGCCGCCAGGUCCCAGCUCGACGCGCUCUGCGCAACUAGCACCCUAGAGCCCGGUUCCCUCCCACCAGCCCCGCGCACUUACUUUCCAGCUCAGGUGGAGGCCGUUGUCGCUCCAGGGACCAGGGACAUCCGAGCCGAAGGGUCGCCGCUGCGGCACCGGAGCAAACUGGCCGAAGUGCGGCAGCCUGGCCGCUGCCCUCCCCUCCCUCCCCACCCGCCCCCUCCCCCGAAGAGGCUCUCCCACCACCCCGGUGGCGGCGGCAGCUCGCCUCUACCCCGUGCCCAUAGUGCCGCCGCCGCAGCCGGCGUCCACGCGCACUCAGCCCCGGAGCCCUCUAGACUGCUCGGAGGCCGCCGCCCCGCCGCCAGCCCGCCCGCCCGGCCAGUCCCAGCACCCGGGAACGUCAGCACGCUGCCGUCCCCAGACAGGCUCCGCGCCCGCCCCAUUGGGCGGAAGGAGAGGGCCGGUCCUCCCCAUUGGCCCAGCCCUCAUAUUGAACGAGCCAAUAGGAGCCGCGGUUUCAGGUCGCCAUGGAGACCGAUGCUGUUAAGAGCGAAAGGGCCAGGAGAAGGGUCACUUGAAUUCUUCCUCCAACCACUCCCCCUUCCCUGAGUCGACAUUUCCUCAGAAUUUGGUUCCUCCAGCCUAUAACCCCUCCCAACGAAAACAAGAUUUCUUGCACGUGGUAUUUUGGUAAGGAAACUGAAUGGGGUUGUGCUAAAGGAUCAACCCACAACAGAAUGAGUUCUCUGCUUCCCCAAGCAGCAGGUCUGAUCUCUCCUCUCCCCUCCCUCUUGUACUGUGUGCUUUCUGUGCUGAGCUUGGCAGGUGCAUGCUCUUCCCAGUUUGUCUCAGGCUGGAGAAGUGCCAGAAUCCAUCCCAAUGAUUUCGCAAAAGAAAAAUAGAUUACAAAUGAUGGAUUUUUUUUUUUGCUUUCUGACUGUUUUCCAGAUUAUUUCUAAAUUUGGUAAAGAAAUGAUGAAUUGGGACAGGGAGUCAUACUCACCCAAAUCUUGACCUUUAAUAACGAGUGCUCUACUUUUAUUUAAAUCAUUUUGUGCUAGUUUGCCUGCGCUAAUUAUUUUUGAUGAGUGAUGUUCAUAAUUAGACGGUAGCUAUUAAUCUGGAAUCAUUACGCAUGGUAUUGCUUCAUAACAUUUUAAAAAUAGUAUCACUCUAGCAUAUAGCCACCGAUAUAUUCAUGUUUCCUCUUUUGGUGGCUUCAUUAUUUUAGUAAUAUCGUCUUUAGUUAAAAAAGGAUUCUGUGUACCACUUCCCUCAAAAUAAGGUAUCAUAUUACUUUUUUUCUUGUUAUAUUUUGUGGGGGAAACUGGUAGGAAUUUUGACAUUACAAAUAUUUUGUUUUGAGAAGUAGAUUGUUGUGUGUGCAAGCUCUAUAUAUCUAACUUACAUUCUGAACUUUAAUUGGGUGGUAUGUUUUGGCUUUUAUGCUAUAAAACAUAGCCUAAGAAAUGUUAAUAUGGCAACUUGCUUGUGAAAAAAAAUCUCCUUGGUACUUACUGUAAACUUGAAUUUAAUUGACAGUCCUGUGCAUGAAUGCACUGUGGAACAAAAUAGAUAAACAUGUGAAUGUAUCAUUUAAAUAUUUUAGAAUUAAGGAGGAGCCAGCAAGCAGUAAGUUUGGAGGGAAAGAUAUCUUCUGGCUUGUCAUUAGGAAAAUUACCUGCUUUUGAGUUUUUCUUGGGCUCGUUGUUAUUUGUUUGCUUGCUAUUGUGUGUUUGUUUAUAGAAUGGAAAAAGUUAAAAUGCAAAGAUAAGUAAGACAUUAAGGAGAAAAUGGGUCUCCUUUUUCUUCCUCCAUAGAAGGAAAAAAAGAACCAAUUUUGUUUGUACUCUAAAAAUUAUUUUCUUUUGUAUAUUUCUCAAAACACAUAUCUGUUAAAUAUUUUAUAUUGUUUUUAUAUGUGCAACUUACAUGUUAUUUCCACCGUCAGUAAUUAAAAUGUUGCUGAAACCCAUUGGGAAUAAUGGAUGCCCCCAAAAUCAUUUGUCAUUCAAUAUUACUUUUUUUUCCUUGUUACAUUUAGUGGAAAGAUUUGUUUUAACGUCUAGAGAACCCCUCUCACAUCUGCCUCUUUUCCAAUCAUCAAGUCUGUGCUGUCCUGAGGAUCCUUUCACUUUUCAAGAGCUCUUAAGAUUCUGGGAAUCUGGCAAGAGGCCCUUCAACUCACCUUUCCUAAACCCCAGUCUCAAAUUUUUGCACCUCUUUGCCUCCAUCUGCUCUUACUGAGGAGUGCCCUGACUGCCUGCUCUGCUAAACUCCAACUGUGCUACUAAACGUACAGUACUCUUACCAACAGACUUUUUUCUCUGUUGCUGAUAAUCUUUCAGGUUGCCUUUUUAUACCAUCUCCUCCCAAGCUUUUCCGUUAGGCUCCCAAAUAUCUGUUGUUUUUUGUUUUGUUUUGUUUUGUUUGUUUGUUUGUUUGUUUCUGUUUUUGUUUUUUUUGUGGACCGGUUUUCUGCUUAGCUUCCCUCUUGAUAUGCUGGCUUUCCUUUCCCAGAAGCAGUAUACAGGAAGAACUCUGCUCGUUCAAGCCAGUAGAUUUGACCCUGAGUACAACUGAAAUGGUUCCGAAGGUCACGCCUUCAGUCCACAAAUUUUCAGCUCAGUUUGCCGACUAAGUUCUCUUGUCUAACACUGUCCUUUGGACCAGGAGUAGGGUGCAUGCCUCUAAUUGCAACACUUGGAAGGCAGACGUGGUAGUUCAGAAGGCCAUCCUCAUUCCUGUCUACAUAGUGAGUUUCUGGACAGCCUUGGCUUCAUGAAACCCUGUCUCAAACAAACAAAUUAAACCCAAUUUUUAAACUUGACAGAAUUUGGAAUCACUUGGAAAGGUGGGGAUUUUUUUUAAAUAUAUAAACAGAACAUGUUAUUUGAAUAUGGAUAAAUGUAUUCACUAUAAGACUGUCACAUUCAGAGUCUUAUCACAUUUAAAAUGAGAAAUAUGAGUCAAUGAUCGCUAGAGCAAACUCAUCAAUGUUACACCAUCAGUAAGCAAGAAAUCAUCACUACCUCUGAUUAUAUGGCUUAAUUAAUCUUAACAUUUUAUUAAUUACUUUAUUUUAAAUAAUUUAAUAUUUAUUAAUGGUAUUCAUAUCAGUUUUAUAUAUCAUAAAUAACAUGUUAUAUGUGAUAUAUAGAAAUGUAAAUAUUUUAUAUUAAAAUAAAUAAUAAAAUAAAUUGAAUAUUUAAUUACUAUAUUUUAAUGAUUUUUUUUCCCUCUUUCAAGUUAUCCCAGAUCUUCUCUCUCUCCAUACUCACCCUACUUUAAUUUCUUUCUCAAACAUACACAAAAACUCAGUACAGGACGCUCCCCAACCAAGAAAAUGAACUGCCCCCCCCCAAAAAACCCCACAACACCAACACUGUAACCAAAUAAAAGCUUUUUUUUUUUCAAAAAAAAGAGAGAGAGAGAGAGAGAAAGAUAGAAAGAAAGAAAGGGAAAAAGAAAAGAAGAAAUGUCUGUGGAGUUCAUUAUACAUUAGUCAGCUACUCCUGAACUUGAGAUCUUCCUUGGAGUGGUUGACAUUCUAAUGGAAUGUCACUCCAUUAAAGAAAACUGAUUUUUUUUCCCUCUCCCAGGAGGUACAAAUGACAGUUCAGUUGUUAACCUUUAACUCUGUUGGUUAGGUUUUCAUUCAUUCAUUCAUUCAUUCAUUCAUUCAUUCAUUCAUUUUUUUAAGAUAACAAAAUUAAAUAUAACAAGAUGAAAACCGUCACACUCAAAUAGGACAAGACAAAUCAACAAGUGAAAAGAGCCCUAGAGAAGGUACAAGAACCAGAGACCCACUUAAUUUGAAUACUCAGGAAUUCCAUAAAAACAUAGUUGUCAUAGUUGGAAGUCAGCUUCCUAUAAGGAUGUGGUAAAAACCUACCUGGAAGCUAGGCAGUUCCAUUUCUGGGGCUGGGCCCUGCACUAACUGAAGGGGCAGUGGGGGGCGCAGGGGGCGGGGAAUGACAACCUUGCUCCUUGACUGGAUGCCCUGUCAGCUCUCUGGAGUACCUGCUUCUGUUACUUCCCAUAUUUGGACUGUAACCUGAAACUAUGAGUGAGAAGAACCCCUUUCCCCUCAGUUGCUUUUGUAGGGUAUUUUGUAACCGUAUAGCUGAGACAGCCCCAAUUCCAGGCUUUCCUGAGGAUUCAAACCUUUGUCAGGCAGCCUGAGGAGCCAUUGAAAUGCAAAUGCCCUACUUGAGCAGAGUGCCUGUGAACUUUCUUUCUAGAUCUGGCUGCUGGGUAGCAGUGGUAGAAAGAGGGGCAUCUGCUUAGGCUGAUGGCUGGCAAGGUUUAAAAAGAAUGAAGACUUUUGGGCAACUUGACCUCAGAUCAGAAGAAAACAGAACUCCAAGGAACUUUCCAGUACCACCGGCGACAAGAAGUUGACCCAAACCUCUCAAGGACUAGUCAGACUGAAGAACUUUUACACUGUUCACUAUUUUCCUAUUAGCACAUGACGGUGGAAACAUUUCCCUUUUAAAAUGUACCAUAGAAAGGAAGCAAUAGAGGAUAUUGCUAUUUGAUAUCUCUACAGGUAGGUAGUGACAGCAAAACCUCUGAGUAUACACCAGUGCCAGUCUCACUGCGCAGAUGCACAGACCACACCUUCUUUACCCAUUCUUCAGUUGAGGGACAUUUGGGUUGUCUCCAGUUCUAGCUACUAUGAAUAAAGCUGCUAUGAACAUAGUUGAGCAUUUCCCCUGUGGAAUGGUGGGACACCUUUUGGGUAUAUGCUCAGGAGUGAUACAGCUGGGUCUUGAGGUAGAAUGAUUCCCAGUUUUCUGAGAAGCCACCAAGUUGAUUUCCAAAGUGGUUAUACAAGUUUGCACUCCCAUCAACAGUGGAGGAGUGUUCCCCUUCCACAUCCUUGCCAGCAUGCUCCGUCUCUUGAGUUUUUGAUCUUAGCCAUUCUGAUAGAAGUAAGAUGGAAACUCAGAGUUGUUUUGAUUUUCAUUUCCCUGGUAACUAAGGACUUCGAACAUUUCUUUAAAGGUUUCUUGACUGUUCGAGAUUCCUCUGUUGAGAAUUCUCUGUUUAGCUCUGUGCCCCAUUUUUCAAUUAGGUUAUUUGGGAUGUUGGUGUCUAACUUCUUGGUUUCAUUGUAAAUUUUGUAUAUUAGCCCUCUGUUACAUGUAGGGAUAGUAAAAAAAAUACCUUUCCCAAUUUGUAGGCUGACAUUUUGUCCAGUUGACAGUGUCCUUUGCCUUAUAGAAGCUUCAUGAGGUCCUGUUUAUCAAUUGUUGAGCCUAGAGCGUGAGCCAUUGGUGUUCUGUUCAGGAAAUUACCUCCUGUGCCAGUGUGUUCAAGGGUAUUUCCCACUUUCUAUUCUAUGAGAUUUAGUGUAUCCGGUUUUAUGUUGAGGUCCUUGAUUCACUUGGACUUGACUUUUGUACAGGGCGAUAAAUAUGGAUCUAUUUUCAUUCUACAGGUAGACAUCCAAUUAGACUAGCACCAUUUGUUGAAGUUGCUUUUUUUUUUUUUUUUUCCAUUGUAUGGUUCGAGUCCUUUAUCAAAAAUCAAGUGUCCAUAGGCAGGUGGGUUUAUUUCAGGGUCUUUGAUUCAAGUCCAUUGAUCAACGUGUGUUUCUGUACCAAUACCAUGCAGUUAUUAAAAGCAAAGACACUAUGUAUUUUGCAGGCAAAUGGGUGGAAUUUGAGAAUAUCAUCCUGAAUGAGGUAACCCAGUCCCAAAAUAUGCAUGACAGGGGCCUUGCAUGGCUGUCCUCUGAGAGACUCCACCUGGCAGCUGAUUCAGACAGAUGCAGAUACCCACAGCAAACUGGAUGGAGGUUGGGGACUCUUAUAGAAGAAUAGGAAGAAGGAUUGAGGGCCCUGAGGGGACAGGAACUCCACAGAAAGACCAAAAGAGUCAACUAACUGGGACUCAGGGCUCUCAGAGUUGGAACCACCAACCACAGAACACACACAGGCUGGAUCUAGUCCUCCCCACAUCUAUGUAGCAAAUGUGUAGCUUGGUCUUCAUGUGGGCCCCAAAAAUUGGAGCAAGGGCUAUUCCAAAAGCUGUUGCCUGUAAGUGGGAUAUGUUCUUCUAGCUGGGCUGCCUUGUUUGGUCUCAGUGGGAGAGGAAGAGCCUAGCCUCACAAAGACUUGAAGUGCCAAUGUCAGGGUUACCCAGGGGAGCCCCUACCCACUCAGAGGAGAAGGGGGAGGGAUGGGGAAGGAUUAUGGUAGGGGGUGACCAGAAGGGGGCAGUGAGCGGGAUGUAAAGUGACUAAGUAAAAAAAUUAAAUUAGAAAUAGUUCAGCUCAGGUGCUCAUAAGAUCACUGCCCCACCUUCAGCCACCUUCUCUGAAUAUGCAAAUCCUCCAUCACCCUAAAGACCCUACUGGGUUUCCUAGCCCCUCCUCCACCCUCCACCAAUCUCAGGUUGACUUCUGCCUUGGUGUGUUAUUGUGGCACUUGACAUUCCCUCCACCCCACCCCCAGUGUGGUUGUUCCUGUGUGAACAUUCUCCCCAAGAGGACGCAUUCUCUGACACAUCCGUGACUGUCCCUUGGAGUGCUUGUUGCCCCUGAAGUAUUCCCCACAGUGAUCAUUAAUCACUGACUCCCAACUAUGACAAAUAGGAAUCAGUAAUGUCAGGAGGCAAUUAGAAAAAGAUGGAAUUAAAUAUUCAGUGUGGAAAAUGAGAGUCUAGGCAGAGUGGGGUUUACCUCUGUAGCCUUCAAAGACAACAAGCCUUGGAAACAAGAAAACAUGAGUAGGAACAUGCCUGAAGAGAAGUGGAUUCGUGUGGUGCUUUGUCCACAGCUCAGACUGUAAGGCUCUGUUUAUUAGGGAAAGAGACUGAAACCCGGCUUUGCCAACCCAAGGGUCACUUAAGUUUUGUCUUUGUGGGAAGCUCUAAAGUUGCUCUGCCUUUCGAAACCAGACAAGUUCCUUAGAGUUUAAAAAGUUCACAAAAUCAGAAGGCCAUCAAGCAUUUGGUAUGUGUGACAGACAUCUGUUAUGUAUGAUAAUCAGGCCUCUUCCCACAGCCUUUGAGGGAGACAGCCCUGUGUGACAUGAUCCUUUGUGCCCCUCACAGCAACAACCUUAAAGGGGCCUAAUCUAAUGUAGCCAAGCCCCUGGCUGUUUACCUGUCACCGUAAUGGCACGAGCCAGUGUCUUCUGACAAUGCACAACCUAGAGAGUAAGCAAGCUGCCUUGGUCCCGAUGUUGCCUCAGCUGCUAUUGAAGGAGACUCCUGUUUGUUACCUCAAAAUACCACUUAGGGGCUGGAGAGCUAGCUCAGUGGUUAUGAAUUCUUACUGCUCUUGCAGAAAACCUAAGUUCAGUUCCCAGCACCCAUGCUUAGCAGCUAAUGACAAUUAGUAACUCCAUCGAUAAGUGAUCAGACACCCCUGGUCCCUGCAGGCACUACAACUCACAUGCACAAUCCAGCCCUGCUGCCCCCCCACCCCCGACACAAAAAGAAGCCACAAGAACAUGAGCCUUUGCUCUAACUUCUGGUUCUGUGAGCAGUGGUAGGGAGACACAGCUCAACUUAGUCACUAGCUGUGGCGGCGACUUUGGCUCCUGGCAAUCGGAGAGUUUAGCUAAGGCACACUGCUUUAGCUCCUGGCAGGAUUCGAGAAUGAAACACACACACACUCACACACACACACACACACACACACACACACACACACACACUCACCAGUUAAUUUAUGAUAUGCUGUGACUAGCUUAAAGUCUCCUAAGCCUCCUGCUAACAAAUGCUCCCGGCCAGUUCUCCUGAGACUCCUACACCUUCCCCUGUUACCUGAGGCCCAAUCCGGGAUGUGACCAGUGGCCACUUAUCAGAAUUCUUACAUGGCUGGUUGACUUUCUCUCCUGCAGUUCUUAUGUCCCAUCCUUCUCCCCUGACUCAUGGCAAUUCCUUCUUUCCUUUUUCCCAGUUCCUAGGCUGAAUCUGAAAGUUCUGCUCCUUUCUCUCCUCCCAGCCACCAGCCAUUGUCUCUUUAUUGAUUGAUCGAAACCAAUUUCGGAUAAGAACCUUCCACAUUGGGCAAGCAGAUUCCCAAUUAAUACAAAGCAUUAGAACAAUCCCUAACCACUAACAGUUCAGGGUCCUCCUUGUCCCCUUAGAGAUCUUCCUAUAGGCCGCUGUACAAAAAUGAGCAUGCCAGGCUUCUGAGACGGCCCAGUGGGUAGGGCGUCUGCCGCCUAGUCUGAUGGCCUGGGUCCAGUCCCAGGAACUCAUGGUGGAAAGAGAGAACCAGUUCCUGGAAGGUGUCCUCUGACCUCGACACUUGUGCCAUGACACACACAAUAAUAAUACAUGCAAUAUAUAUUUUUAAAUUCUCAUAGAAAACAGUGAGAAGCGGGGAUUCUGUGUCCAGCACAAAUGUCCUUCAAAACUGACUGUCACAGCCAUAGAUGCAGCUACGUUGAGAGUACGCUAAUACAACCCAGAGAGCCUCCAGCUCUCAGUAACACCCAAAGCAAGAAAGGACGAGGGCAGGGAAAGACUCACCAACCUCCCUUUGGGACGCAAAAUGCUAUAGUUUGGAUCUGGACCAUUUCCCCAAAGGCCUCUGUUAAGGCCUGUUUCCCAGAAGGCCACUGGUGCCUUUGAAGGGGGCUGUAGAGCUGUGUGAUUCCAACUCUCUCAGCUUCCUGGCCUCCUCCUGUGUUCCCUGCUGUGACACCAGCACAGGCCCCAGGGCGGUGGGGCCAGACCACUGUGGACUGAAAACACAGGCCAAAAGAAAUGACUCCUCUUCAGAAGCUGAUGAUGUUAAAUAUUCAUGGUUCCUUCGGAAACCUGAUUAACAUAUAGUUCUUUCCUCCGUGCCAUCCUGGGAUAUCAAAUGAUCAUUAAACAUGAAGAGAUUACAGAUGAUUAUUAUGAAUUUGCUGUUACAAAGGGCUCUUUCAAGUUUUCCCAAAGUAAAUAAUCAGAAAGCAAGACCCCUUUCUAUUCUUAACUCCAGAGCUCUCUCUGCUUCAUACUUACCAGAAAAGGGAGGAAUGGGCCCAUGCAAGAGUCCUCUCCACAAAGUCCUCUUGCAUGAGACCUGACUCUUAUUUUCUCCCUGGACCACCAUUUCCUCUGUAGAUCUGCUCUCCUGACUUCAAUCUCAUGGGGCCCCCUGGUAACUUGUUACAGCUUCGCAUCCCUGUGAGGUUGGACUGGGAGACGAGUGACCAGCUCUUGCUAGUCACGGUAUUGCCAUAAACCAUGAGUCCAAAACUGCCCUGUUUUUAUAGUUUGAUUGUUGUUCUAAAUAAAAGGAGGGAAUGAAUGGAUGCAAAAAAAAGUCAUCGAUAAGGAAAAACACCAAUUUAUAAUUAAAUGCUCAUUAAAUUAGCAGCAGAAAGGAACGUGUGAGAAAGCCCAGAGUUUGUUUAUCAUGGAAAGACCCACUUAAUUCCACCCAGACUGAGAGUAAAGUCUAUGGCCAUAGUACUGUGGGUGCACCUCAUCUUGAAAGCAAAAGGAGGGGUUGGGGAUUUAGCUCAGUGGUAGAGUGCUUGCCUAGGAAGCGCAAGGCCCUGGGUUCGGUCCCCAGCUCCGGAAAAAAAGAACCAAAAAAAAAAAAAAAAAAAAGAAAGCAAAAGGAAAGCUGAAUGAGGUCAUCCACACACAUCCCUACUGUUCAGAACCAUGUGACCAUCCUAGCCAGCGUAAUAAGGAGGAAAUAACAAAAUCUAACUGCAUAUGAUCGGAAAGGAAAAGGAACUAAAGCUGCCUACCUUUGUUCACCGAUGCCAUCCUGUUCCUAGAAGAUUGUAAAGAAUAUCUGUGUAUGUCCCAAGCCAACUGAUGAAAUUCGUGAAGUCACAAAAUAUAGAAUCAUUAUAUAAAACCAGAUACAUUUCCUCUGGUUGGGACUAGCAAUCUGAAAACCAACAAUAACAACGAAAUCCACUCACAGCACUAGUAUUCACAGCAAUGAAAACCACAAUAGUUAAGCAUUCAUUGUAAAAGUAAAGCAUAAUACCUUUGAUCUAUAGACUCGAUAUGAUCCCUGUCGAAAUUCCAGUAAGCACUGUUGUAGCCAUUGAUCAUCUUGGAGUAGAACUACAGAGGAACAAGACUCCCAAAACCAAUUCCUGUAGAAAGAACAAACAGUAAUUGCAAUACUUAAUUGUCAAACUUACUGCAAAGCUAUGUCAACAAACACAACAUUGCAUGACAGCCCCGUGGAUCAAUGAGAUAGCAGACCCAAAAAUUAGCCCUUAUGUGGCGGUCAGUUCCUUUCAACAAAGAUUCCAAGGCGGAUCAAUGAGGGGGGAGUCUUUUCCAGGAUGCUGCUGGGAUGACGACAUCGGAUAUCCACACGCACAUCGCUCGACCCAAGCUCCUAACUCACACGGUACAAGAAAAAUGUCCCCGCAAUAUCCAUCACAGACCUACAUACGGGAGAUGGAAUUUAUAAGACUUUGAAUAGGAGAGGAAAAAAACUUUUCCGUCCUUGCUUUUGGCAAAGGUUUCCUGGUUACAACUCCAAAAGCAUGAACUAUAAAAGAAGAAAUUAAUAAAUUAGAUUUUAUCAAAAAGGCAGGACUUUCCCCGCAGAAGAGAGCAACAAACCAGUAGGAAAACACAAAUGCAAAUGCGGGCGCGUAGGAGGGGUGGGCACACCAAAAUUAAGCCAAGGAACUCAAUUGAAGAUUGGGGCGAAUGGACUGGAGAGAUGGGGCGGGGGUGGUUAAGAGCACUUGCGGCUCUUGGAAAUCAGCCAUUCCUCUCCAGCGGUCAGAUCAGGUGACUCACAAAGGUCUUCAGCUGUCUAGACUCCCAGUUCCAGGUGAUGUGAGUCCAGGUGACGUGACCCAUCUGGCUGUGAGGGCACAGGUGAUAGAUAGGACACGAUGCAGAGACGAACACACACUCACGCACAUACUUAAAAACAAAAUAAAUCAUUUUACCUAGAAAAUAUUUUAAUGAGCACAUCACUAGUGUGGUACUCAAGUGACCAGUAAGCACAUGAAGACAUUGUCCACAUCAAUCAUUAGGGAAAUCCUCAUUAAAAUCACGAGGGUUUCGGAGAACGGUUAUAAACUUCUGACUGGAAAGGAAAAUGGAAUAACAAUUUUGAAAACAAAAUGAUGCGAUGCCUUCUUAAAAACAUAAAUGUAAGUUUAUCAUAUGAGGUUUCGAUUUUACUUGAGGAAAAUACCUGUUAUAUAGACUUGUUCAUAAAAAGUAACAGAAUUUACCCUAGUGAAAACCUGGUAAUAACCUAAGUACCCCUCAACUGCUAUUAACCCUGAGUAGAAUACUAUUCUGCUAUAAAAAAUAUGAGCUGUAAAUACAUGCUAGAUGGACAAACCUCUAAAACUCGUGGUAUGACGUCAUUUAUAUAAAACUUUGGCAAACUUUACAAUACAUGACCAGUGAUUACCGUUGGCCUGGGAAGGAAGGACUUAGCGGGAGUUAUGAAUGAUGGGAUAGAAAUGUUCUCAAACUGGAAGGGUAAUGCCUGUACGAUACAUUUUUAUUAAAAAUAACUAUAUAGCUAUAAUGGAUGCAUUUUUGUUGAAUCAAAUUAUGCCCCAACAAAGCCUUAAUAAAUAAGACCUUUUUAAUAAUGACAAACACAUCUUUAGAACUCUGGUAUAUGAGCACAGUAAAUCUGGAAGUAAUUGUGUCAUGAUUGAAAAGCCUCCAGAUGACGCUUCAUGGGAUUUAGGCCUCAUUUAUUAAACAUUCGAGAAAUACCAAAGAAAACUGGUUCACAUCAGGAAAUCCAGGAAUGUAUUAGAGAAAAAUAUUAAACUACAACCAUUGUAUAAUUGGAGAAUAUAAUUGAAAUUUGAGUAUCUUAAUUGGAAGUAUGAAGCCAGUCCAUGUCUGCUUAGCUUUUUAUAUUCAUUGAAGUGAGUGUGGGGAGAGAGGCUGAGCCUGCGUUAGAACCCUCCUAUUACCCGGUAUUCUACCAAGAUUUGUAAGACAAUGAACAGUGUUUAUCACAUAAGUCCCCUUAAAAUGUAUUUGGAUUGUCAACAUUAUUAUAUUUAUCAAUAAUAUGUACCUUCCUAUGUGUGUGUGUGUGUGUGUGUUUUUUUUCCUCUGGAGCUGAGGACCAAAACCAGGGCCUUGUGCUUGCUAGGCAAGUGCUCUACCACUGAGCUAAAUCCCCAACCUCCUAUGUGUGUAUUUUUAUCUUUGCAUUUCAUACUUUACGUAAUGUCAGAAUGAUAUUAGAUUUAAAGUAAGUACUUCAGAAACUCUGUUUAGUAAUGGGCUCGUGUGGUGGGGUAUGUUAGGCGUUCUAACUUGCUUUCGUUGCUGUGAUUAAAAACCCUGACCACAA
Molecule: messenger RNA, 12614 nt
Organism: Rattus norvegicus (Norway rat)
Lineage: Eukaryota; Metazoa; Chordata; Mammalia; Rodentia; Muridae
Product: basic proline-rich protein-like
Source: RefSeq, a predicted model, not a curated record